GGCACCGCGGAGAACGGAGCGGAUAUGAAGGACGGGUGAACGACGGGGAGUGUUCUCUACAGUGACGUCAUAAAAUCCUUGUCAGGUGCGAAUUCAUGCACACGCCCAGUACAUACUAGAGGUAACGAUAUGAACAUACCAGGGUUCAUAGGCAUGCCUACACGCUGCGAGAGAAAGAAGACAGGUAGGGGGGAGAGAUAAAGGUAGAAAAAAGCGAGUGAGAGCCAAAGCAUGAAGGAAAAAAAAGCAGUAAAAAGAAAUGAAUAAGAAAACGUUUUUAAAACAAAAUGAGUGUUGAGGGGCAAGGGUUGGGGUUGAGGAGGCAACAUAAGCGCAAGCAGCGCGUGCUCGCUAGCAAGCAAGGGCAUUAAUUCGAACGCAAAAAUUGUCACUGCGGAUUUACGUCCCCUGAAGGCGCUGCCAUGAUCCUCUGCUACAGGUGUCCUGACUCUGAUCCUGCUUUCAUGAUGUAAAGAUGAUCCUUCUUUUAUACCCCUUUCCACAUCUCUAUCUUUCUUUUUUCUUCUUUCCCUUUUCACUCCGAAUUCAACGUCUGUGAGGGUAAGUAAGAGACAGAGAGAGAGAGUGUCGCUGGGUGCGUGCGUAGGUCUAUGGCUGUUCCUGCCUGUGCGCGUACUGACCAAUCGGAGAACCUUUGUGUGGCCUCUCCCCUCGCACAGCCCCUCUUACUACCGCUAAACACCCUACGACGUGCAAAGUGGGAGUGGGGGGAUAGCGGGAGAACCCAGGUAGCUGGCUGCAGCUAGGUGGAGGGGAGCUAAAGGGUGCGUUCAGCGUAUAAAGGGUCCGAGCAGCCGACAUUUCGUUAGAUGCCGGUUCGGCUGACGGAUGCAAAGUGUGGGAAAUAGCUGCCAUCAGAAAGAUCAUUUUAAAGCUUUAUUCAUUCAAGUAUUCCAAAAAGUAAUCUUUUAGGAUUAAAAAACAAACUCAGAAAGCCAAAAGGGCAGUGCUUAUACUGGCCCGUAGUCGUUCGAUUCUGACCGAAAAGGAACGGGCAAGCGUGUGAAGCAGACGACAUCCUGUGACGCAAGCGACUGCGAGGCUAGCCGAGACUACCUGGUGCCGAGCGCUGGACUCGCGGCACGUUCACCACCUCCAUCACCUCUUCACUGAUUUCGUGUCCACGGACUUUGAGUCUGAGUCAUCAGUCCGAAAGCGUUUUUUUUUUUCUAACCCCCUUUUCUUUCUUCGUGAAUUAUCUCUAACGACCUCAUCACUGAAGUAUAGCCUUAUCAUCUUUUGUGAAAAGGGGAAGGGAACCUCUACAAAGUUUUCUUUUCACAACAGGGCAGAACACUUAGAGAUCGACAUUGACAAACGUUUUUGUCACUGUGACUUUUGUAGCGAUUUCUGCCCUCUCCCCACCCCAUGAACACUUGUCACACGUCGACUAGUGAGCCAAACAAAGGGCAGGUGAACCGGCAGUCAAGCAAAUAGUGCUGCUACUCUCCGCCGCAGAGACUCCCCUCCGUGUGCAUCUGGCAGACGACUACCGUCGCAAGGGACGCUACAAUGCUUAGACUGAUGCUGAUGAUGUUCCUCCCUGUGUCGCUACGAGCCAUGGUCCUCCUGCCGCCACCUGACAGAAAAGAUUUUGCUGCGGAAGCUCGGGUAAUGACAAAAGUACAAAACUUGGCCACAGGGCUUAAAGGCCAUGAAGGCCUUCACACGAGGGUAGCCGAUGCGUGGGACCUGUCCUCACUGGACAGCCUGCUGUCCUCGCAGCUCGUGCAGCUCAACCUUGACCCGUACAAUGACGUCAUGGAUGAUAUCGGGGUGUCUGCCUCUAUCGGCGAGGAUGCGGCUGUGCUGCUGUGUCUGAAAGCAACGCCUCUGACGACGGUGUCAAGCACAAAGGUCAUGUAGACAUUUCUGACAGUUUGGGAGGAGAGUCUGCAGAAAAUGACGAACUGUUCAGGUUGAUUCCUGGAAUACACGUCCAGACUAGAGACUUGGGCGGUGUGAAUGACGAACUGAACGACCUCUCCGCCACAUCCCCAGUGACCAGUGAGCUGCCGCAGAAAAUAAACAGCCAGAACAAAGCUCGUGGGGAGGACGCUGCGACUGAGACUAGCUCUUGGGCUGGUGUCAACCGCGAAAGGACAGAGAAACGAAAAUGAUGAGGACGAUGGUGACGUCACUAUAGAAGAGUUCGUUCGUCUCACGGAGGAGGCAGAAGACAGCUCUGAGAUACCAGAUCCCCUUCAUACGACUACGAUGACUGAGCCAACCCUGGAAGGUCAGGACACAGCUCUAUACCCUUCUGUCGACGACGAGGACCAAAACUGGAGGCUGGAGAGGUCAGCAACGAGCGUAGACCUUGACCCGCUCUCGCCGACGACCCGACUUCCAGGAAAGAGGCGGAAGCGGUCUGUGGCAGUCAGACGAGGGCUGCGGCAGCAGAGUGCUCCCCUCGCAUCCUCCAGUGCACGUGUGGGCAAGGUCGGCAAUCCCGCGGUGAAGGCCAACGUGGAAGUGCUGGCGGUGGUGGAUAACUCCAUCUACCGGAAGUUCCUGGCCAAGGACUCCAACAACCGCGAAGCUGCUUUGGCCAGAAUGAGGCGCUACUACGGAAUCGUCUUCGCUAUGGUGAACCAACGCUUUCAAACGAUCGACAGCCCUGACCUGUCCAUCACAGUGACGAUGUCCGGCCUGCUAAUUGCUGAGACCCGGGAGGACUCCCUCUGGCUGGAGCAGCUGGUGGACUGGAGCACGGUCAAGGAGCGCGGGCGAGCGUCAGUCAACACAGACAAGGCCCUCAACAGCUUCCGGGCCUGGACAAAGACACAGUUGUCUUUCCUGCCCAAGUUUGACCACGCCAUGGUUUUCUCAGGAUACCGGUUGACCAACAAAGAGGGACGAGUGACCUUGGGUGGUAAAGCCUACAUGGCAAGCAUCUGUGACAUUCAGAACGGAUUUUCUAUCUCCAUCGUCGCCGACGAAGGUGACUUUCAGUGCAUCAAGAUCGCAGCGCACGAGCUAGGUCAUAGCCUCGGGGCUUUACAUGACGGGGACCCCGGGGCCGAUGCCUGCAGCCCCCAGGGCAACUACAUCAUGGCGCCCUACUCUGGUAACUCGCCGGACAAACUCAGAAACGCGUUCCGGUUCUCGCCGUGCUCCAUCAGUUGGAUGUACACGACAUUGAGAUCCGAGAAAGCUGACUGUGUCCGAGACAAGGCCAACGUGUUCUACAGUUAUGACCUCGCCAAAGCUCCGCCUGGGCUUAUCAUCUCUCUUGACCAACACUGCCAGAUGGUCUACGGUCCCAAAGCCACCUUUUGUCGACAUGAUGCGAAAGUAAAAGAAGUGGUGUGCGGUCAGCUGUGGUGCCGACAUCCCGAUAUGUCCAACGCAUGUCGUACCAACUCCUACUUGAGUGCCUUACCCGGCACACGAUGCGGCGAUGGCAAGUCCUGUCAUCUUGGGGAAUGCCUUCCAGAUGCAAUAAUUCGACAAGCAAACAACGAAAGACGCGACUUUUCCGGCAUGUCUACAGAGACCUUUGACUCCAUUCCCCGAACUUUGCACUCGUCUGCUCCUACUCAGCACCAGACCUCAGAAAGAGGACGAGGUAGUGUGGCUACAGAUCCGUUGCUAGGCAACGCCAACGUGAUCCCGUCCCUGCCGCAGCCCGUGAUUUCGGGGAGGGUGGGCAGGCCGAUACGGCCGGAGAUCAUUCAAGCGAGGCGGCGGCACACUCCUGUGCGCACAGAACGGCGGCGACCAGGGAAAUCACGACGCAAAGGACGAUGCAGAGGUGAGCAAGCAGACGCCAACAUGGUCUACUGUCGAGGUCUUGUCACCUUGAACCCCGGUGCUUGCAAGAGGCGUGACGUCAGAAAUUACUGCUGUCGCACGUGCUCCACGCUAACCGCUAGCGGCAUCUAGUGGCACAGCGAUGAGGCCACAACAAGCAACAACCAGUACCAAAGAGAUGAUUUUGAUGUCAAGGGCGUGUUUGGGAGCGGCAGAGGAGACACUUUAUAACAAUGGACACGAAAAACAGCCACGAGUUGCGUGUUUACCUGCUAAUUAUCUACGCAGCUGAUUUGCGUAGCAUAAACACUCCCUUUGUUCUGGGUGGCCACAUGGGCUGCUUUAAACAUGACGCAAACUUUUUAUUGUUUGUCUCGUGACUGCACCCUUGCAGAAAAAAAUGGAACUUUAAGAAAAACAGAGAACUCUUUUAGGGACUGGUCCCACAGCGGUAAGCUGGUGCCGACUCACAGACCUGCUGACAACCAUAUGCGCCAAAGAUCGCCAACAUCUGGUAGCGAACCGGGAGCCUUUAGCCAACGACCAGAGAGAGCGGGUUGAGAAGUUGUUAUCGGGUGCCACGUGGAACAAGAGCACUUUUACUGGUAAAAAAUGAUAACGGACAAGCGUAGUUUUUAGAUUUCAGAAAUUUCUAGCCUACAGGUUUAAGAAUGGCUGUGGCUACUGUAUUCAUAACAAGACUGAAGUAGCCCCAUCUUCAUUUCCCUCAUUCGCCUCUAACAACCUUCCCUUCUUUUCUUGGGUUAGAUUAUCUGCUGCAUGCUCGUGUGGUCGUGGGUGAGGGUGGAAGUGUCGUGUGUGUGCUUGUGUGCCAACCAGUGACUUCUUUUACUUUCGUCGAUUUCAAAAUGUACCCAUACUUGUCCCGUGGACAGUAAUCGUACAUCGCGAAGUGACAUAUAGUAGCCACGCGAAUGGGAUUGUCUCACUAUUGUGAUGAUUUGAAGUGUAUGGGCAUUUGUUGCUUCUUGAGUGAGCUUGUAAUAAUUCAGGUUCGAGCAACGUCCGGUGUUUUCCGCACAAUCACCAACACCACCUCACUCUGAGGGAAAUCGGUCUAGUGUGGUCUACAAAUGUCUGCAACCUCGAAUAAAGCUGCGGAGGGUUUGGUAGCGGCCUUUACUGUCGUCCUUCUCAUCAUUUUCUCUCUCUCCACACCCCACCACCAAUCCUGACCACCUGACCGAUAUUCCCUUCUCAUCUUGUCCCCUCUGGCUGCUGGCACCAUCGAGGCCAACUCUCCGUCUGUUGUCUCCUAAAGUCAGCAUGUAGUCACACGAUCACACAGUCAGUCCAUGAUCUCUUACCGCCACAAUCAACCUAUGGCGCGGGCUGUCACACACCACUACACAAUCACACACAACGAGGUGAAAAUUGUGACGUCAGGUUUGCUUAAAGAUUAUUUAAAUUAACACGUGAUCACAGUUCUCCCAUUGGCUGAGGCCUUCACAGCGUAAAUAUAUCGACGUACAAACCUGACGUCAGCAUUGUUGACCUUGUACCGUGAUUGGUGAUGUUUGUAUGUGUGUAUCUCAAAAACUGAAGGAAGAAAAUUCACCAGGUUUGGGGAAGAAGUAUUUUACACUAAGUAAGACACGACAUUUGCUUUGUGUUAAAUAAUCAGAAAAGCGAAUGCUGCGUUUUGAUGAAAAAACAGACUAUGAAGGAACUUCGAAAAGUUAAAGCACGAAGGUGGAAUGAAAUUUGAAAAACAGAAAUUUUAAGCAAUUGAUGAUACUUUUGUAACAGUAUUCUUGUAACUUUUAAGCAGCCUGGUUUCUGGCUUUGAUGUUUUAAAUGAUGUGUGUUCGGUUGAUUUGUGACUUUUUAAUUUGGAUUAAUUGUAUAAAUGCCAUGAUGCGCGAGUACUCGGGAAUGCUUGUGCCCGCUUGCACUAGUUCCUGACAUUCGUUUUUAUAUCUCCGUUUUUCCCUCAUUCACUGCCAUGGAAGACUUAAUUACUGAAACUAUGUACUAGAGUUCUGUAAAAUAUGUGUUUGAUGGUAUUCUACACUAUUAUAUAUUGCAAACAUAUGUACAUCUUAGCAUUAUUUUGUACAGAUGAAUUUUUUGUGCAUAAUAAGGUGAAAAUAAUGUAUCUACGUUGAUAAGUUUGCUGGAAAUUAGGAACUGGCGUCACACAUUCCUUUUCUGUUCAUAUAAUUAAAUCUGUUGAUCGCGUGCAUGGGUGCCAUUGUGCUCAUGUGUGCCAGCUCUGUCUCCGUACCCAAACUGUCAUUUAACCCCUUUGUGACGUGUGUGUGGGGGUGUGA
Messenger RNA from Pomacea canaliculata, 6071 nucleotides. Its product is annotated as A disintegrin and metalloproteinase with thrombospondin motifs 3-like. Gene Ontology annotation, molecular function: metalloendopeptidase activity. The transcript has 13 exons. The coding region runs from base 2239 to 3909 and encodes 556 amino acids. Gene Ontology annotation, biological process: proteolysis. Lineage: Eukaryota; Metazoa; Mollusca; Gastropoda; Architaenioglossa; Ampullariidae. The record is from RefSeq and is a predicted model, not a curated record.